Messenger RNA from Strongylocentrotus purpuratus (purple sea urchin), 2542 nucleotides. RefSeq lists its product as uncharacterized. The record is from RefSeq and is a predicted model, not a curated record. The transcript is spliced from 14 exons. Lineage: Eukaryota; Metazoa; Echinodermata; Echinoidea; Camarodonta; Strongylocentrotidae. Bases 75 to 2381 code for a protein of 768 amino acids. Gene Ontology annotation, molecular function: oxidoreductase activity, acting on metal ions.
GUGCGAUCUCCAGUUACAAACGCUGUUCUUCUUCUUUCCUAUAUAAUCCACAAAGAAGCUAACAAUCGUCCAAGAUGUCAUACUUUUGGUCUCUCGCAUUCCUGGCUGUCCUUCCUCUCGUCAUGGCUUAUCCAUCGGGCGCCCCCAUCAAUGCUUGUGUGAACUUGACACCGGGUCAUCGGUAUAGCGCAAGUGUGAUCAUCCCGCCUCAAACUGGGCCAAGUCCCUAUUCUCUCAGCGUCAGCAAGAACAUGUACACUCCAUCUGAAGUGCUCACAGUGUCCGUCACCGGCAGAUCAUUCAGAGGUAUUCUCCUGCAGGCUCGGUUGGCGGACGACACCCUGGUCGGCACGUUCAGCGACCCACCGACUAACACCAAACUUCUACAAUGCACCGACCCUGGAGACAGCGUUACCCAUACAAGCUACGCCCACAAAGAGGCGGGAACAUCCUUUACCUGGACCGCUCCUAGUAGUGAUGUCGGGAACGUUAUUUUUACGGCGACCUUUCUUCUAGAGUACAACGAGUUUUGGGUGAAAGUUACUUCUCAAGAGAUAAUGGCCUCUACGGACUUUAUAAAUGAACCAUUAUGUGGAUCAGACGGGGAGGACUUUCACUACUAUGCCAAUAUAUUUGAAAUGUUGGUAGCCAACGCAAGACUUGCACCUAAUUCAUUAUGUGAUACAGUACCUUUUACAGACGAUCCAAGUGUGAUUUCGGAUAGGUGCGUCCCUGACGGGACAGUUAUCUGCAAUGGACCUCGCUGUGACAUGCGGGUCACCAUUGAUUACGUACCAGAUACUGACAGCUAUGACGUCACAAUCAAUACACCAAUAGGAAUGGACGAGUGGACAGGAAUCGGUUUCUCUAGAAACGGAGCUAUGAUUGGUUCUGAUGCUAUCCUUGUAUGGAUAAACGGUUAUAAUGGUAUGAUACAGGUUAAGGACUACCAGCUCAACGGUAGAUACACAGGAGCCGUCGUGGAGGAUAGCAACAGUGAUGGACUGACUUUCCAAGAAAUGCAUUACCAAGAAGGUAUUCUCAAUGUCAGAUUCAAUCGUCUGCGCAAUACCGGUGACAGCAACGAUUUCGUCUUCACCGAUGAGGACAGCGGCUGCGCCAGGCUGCUGCUUCCCAAGCCCGGGGAUGGGUUCGGAUCCGUUCGGAACGGUGUGGUCCAAUAUCAUGGCAGGACACCCAUGGUAACUUCUAGCAUAUGUAUCAGGCCGUGCAUCAAUGGAGGUUGGAGUGAUUGGACAGAAUGGGGUGCAUGUCAGGCCAGGGUGUGUAGAAAAAAAGGUCAUCGUUUCCGGAACAGGAGCUGCAGCAACCCCGAACCCCUGCACGGUGGGUCUUAUUGUGAGGGCGCUAGCAGUGAGAGUGAGAAAUGCAAGAAGGCCGACUGCCCAGUUCACGGCGGCUGGAGUGCGUGGAGAGAUUCUACCCCCUGCUCCUCUACAUGUGGAUAUAGUACUCGAAAUCAGAUCAGAACCUGCGACAACCCGGCCCCUGCCAGGAGAGGUAGACACUGCAUUGGGCCAUCAUCGAAAACGAUCCGGUGCCGGGUCCCAGCCUCAUGUCCACGUCAAAUUGGGGAUUUUGACUCGUUUUUGUCAAGUUACAUCCCAACCACCGCAGCCAUCCCAGAGGUAGUAAUCCCAGAAGACAGCCAAUGGUCCUCGUUCGGCUCAGUGGAAGUUGAGAGCCCAAGGUCUGGCCCAGAAGUGGUGGAUAGUUGGAAUAGCGAGGGUGGUGACCAAGGUCAUAGUUUUAGCAGCUUAAAUGAAGUGUCGACUACCACAGAGAAUGAACAACCAAUCGUUCCUGUUCCACAGCAGAUCUAUGAAGAUAGUCCUUCUUUGAGUUCACUUGUACCACAGCCUGGACAGAGCAUAUUCUCCUCCGAUACUGAUAGCUCAAUACCCAGGUCAGAGGUCAUCCAAACUACCGCAAAGGCACCCGAAGAGAGCGCAUUCUCUUUCGUUGACUCUUCGUUUGAAUCUCAUGUACCACCAAUAGAAGUCAUCCAAACUACCGCAGAGAUUUAUGAAGCUAGUCCUUCUUGGAGUUCCCUGAUCGAACCACCCGAAGAGAGCCCAUUCUCUUUCGUUGAAUCUAGCUCGUUUGAAUUUCACGUACGACCGAUAGAAGUCAUCCAAACUACCACAAAGGCACCUGAAGAGAGCACUGUGCCCAUGUUUGAAGAUCUUGCACGACUGAUAGGAGUCAUCCAAACUCCCGCAGAGGUCGAGAAUCAUAGCGGACUGAUAUCGGCAGGUGGAAAUGGAAAUAUCACGUAUGAGAAUGUACCCUACACCAUCAGCAAACAGCUAAUCCAUGUUGACUCAUCAGGCGGACACACAAGGAUAUCCACAGCAUGAUUUAAAGAUACUAUGUCCCUUUUGCAGCCAACAUCAAAUUCUGUAGAACUUUGCAUACGUCUGGGGCAUGUGAAUAAAGUCACCAACGGCCUUCCAUACACUGUAAAAAAAAAUAAUAGUCGAAAUAACUCAAUAAAAUUGAGGAAAAGAAUUGCCUUAUU